Messenger RNA from Sander lucioperca (pikeperch), 1839 nucleotides. RefSeq names its product zinc finger and SCAN domain-containing protein 5C. The coding region runs from base 267 to 1550 and encodes 427 amino acids. The record is from RefSeq and is a predicted model, not a curated record. NCBI's taxonomy places the organism in Eukaryota, Metazoa, Chordata, Actinopteri, Perciformes, Percidae. The transcript has 4 exons.
CAGCGGUACGCUGACUGAGGAGAGGAAACCGGAGAAACCCGACUAACAACAAACAAUAUAACAACCGCAGCAUUCAUCCAUCCGUUUCCUGGCCAGAGCACUCACUGCUCGGUUAAAAACACGGAAGAAUUAACCUCCUGGCGCUCAGCGGCCGUUGUUCUCCUCUCCCCCCCUGAGUGCGCAGAGUGUUUUUCUAAUGUUAAUUUAAUUCACGUCUUUUGGCGGUUUGUUGUUGUCGUUUUCACUUUCACCUCCGCGUGUUCACGAUGACAAGCUACACGGCGUUUCACUCCCAGCUGUCGUCCAUCAUGGAGGCUCUGAGCAGAGCGGCGGUGGCGGAGAUCUGCGAGCUGGUGGACGACAGCUACGCCGUGUUACGGGUGGAGAUAACGCGCAGCCACCGGGAGAAAGAGGCGCUGCGGAGGAAGCUGGAGCUGGUCGAGAACGUGCUCGCCCGGGGGGGACACAGAGGGGGGAACCACGCGAUGCUGGAGGCAGCCGGCGAGGGGUUUGUGGAUUUUACUGUCGAACAUGCGUUACCAGCUGCAGUGGGGGCCAAACAGCAAAAAGGAAAUGUCAAAAGCAGUGGGAGGGUCCCUGCGUUGGAGGCUACGACAGAGCUGACGUCUUCAACCAACCAGGAUCCUUUGACGGGAGCUGCAGAGGAGCCGAAUGAUCCAGAUGUUGUUUUGAUAAAGGAAGAAACCGUAAAAGAAGAGGCGAACGCCAGCUACGCCACAGACGAGCUGCUUCUCAACCAGGACGGAACGGAGGUGCGGCUGCCAGAUCCCGACGACGGUGAAGAAGGCCCCUCUGGGACGCUGACCCCGGCCUCGGCGGCCGUCCUGAGGCUGUGGGAUCAGAGCAGCGACGGGCCGGCAGAGCGCCAAGAAUCCCACAGUGCACCGGGCUCUCCGGGCGCCUCGGGGCACGCCGACAGCCGCUCUCCAGACGCCGUGUUCGACUUGGUCUUGGAGUCGGACUGUGAGGCUCCGCCUGUGGCCCAGACGAGGACGCCCGCCUCCCUCGGGUCUGGAGGAAGCCUCGCCGCCCCGCUGCCUGCUGGGACGUCCGAGCUGAAGCGGGGCCCGUCUCUGAUCAGCUCCCUCCGCUACAACACAGAGCCGGACCCAUGCUCCUCGUGGACCAAUCAGAGCCUGCCGAGCAUGGCGCCCGCCCCUCACCGGACCGCGCUGCUGGACAACGUGUCAGAAAUGAGCGUUUCGGGUUUCCCCUUGGCGCUCGGUCUCGGCGGAUACAGGUUCUGCAGCGACCGGCGCUUUGUCUGCAGCUACUGCGGGAAGUGCUUCACCUCUUCCCGGAGCCUGGAGACGCACGUGCGCGUCCACACGGGCGAGCGGCCGUACAGCUGCGCCCAGUGCGGGAAGCGCUUCACGCAGUCAGGACAUCUGAAGACGCACCAGAGCGUCCACACCGGGGAGCGGCCGUUCGCCUGCGAGCACUGCGGGAAGAGGUUCGCCGGGAAGCAGAACCUGAGGAUCCAUCAGCAGAAACACCACGUGGCCGAGCAGAGCGCCGUUCACGUUUAACACAAACACUGAAACACGUGCACUGAUGCUACUGUACGCCAAACUGGGAUCGACCACAACCUCACUACUGUUACUGGAAUCAUUUAAUGGGUAACUUCAGUAUUUUUCAACCUAUGUUCCUAUGUUUUUGUGUCUAAGUGACUGAUGGGAACAACAAUCUUUGACAUUGGUCCAGUAUUAAGCGAGAGCUCUGCAGUUGGGAUAUAGAUUUGUUCAGCAUCAGUCAGCGUCCACUAAAAGUUCUGUUUUUGCUGCUGACAGACUCAGAUUAUUAUUCUAAGGGUCUGAC